Clunio marinus is the source of this 180-nucleotide messenger RNA. Lineage: Eukaryota; Metazoa; Arthropoda; Insecta; Diptera; Chironomidae. The record is from the annotation of a GenBank genome assembly.
AUGCAUCAAGCGACAACAAUAACUGCACCUAAUGUCUACGGAUCUGAUCUUCCUGAUUCCUAUCUACCUGUCCUCGAAUUGGGUACAACCAGCAUGAAUAUUUUAAGCGCUGUGGAUUUUACGCAUUUUGUCAUGAAUUCGAAGGACGUGAAGUUAAUGCAAAGAGGGUCAUCUAUCUAA